GUCUUGCUGUUUUGUUAAUUAUAUAAACAUAAUAAUCGCGUGUAUUAUAGUUAAUUGCUAGCUAUAAUUUUAUUAACAAUACACUAUACAAUGUUUUACACGGUAAUAUUUGGCGUACUUUUCAUUGUGACAUACAUUUAUUUAUAUAAAUCUCGCGGUUACGACUACUGGAGAAAACAAGGCAUACCAGGUCCCACACCUGUCCCUGUAUUUGGUAAUUAUUUCACCGCAUUCCUGAAACCAAACCCUUUCAAAGAGCGUAAUUUGUAUCAGAAAUAUGGCAAUAUAUUCGGUCAUUUUGUGGGGACUAUACCUGUGCUGAACAUCGCCGAUCCUGAACUGAUCAAGGCAAUUUGGGUGAAGGACUUUCACCUGUUUACCAAUCGUACCAAAGUGUGGACCCCUAACAGCCCCCUAACUGCCCAAAACCUCAACCACUUGUGUGGGGACGACUGGAAACGUGUUCGCUCUAUAGUAUCGCCGGUGUUUACGUCGGGAAAGAUGCGACGAAUGUACCCUCAAAUCGGGGACUGUUUAUCCGAUUUUACAGCUACCAUCGACUCCCUGGCCGGUGGGCACCUAGAUGUCCAAGAUUGGUGUAGUAGAUUGGUACUGGAUAUAAUAGCUAGAUGCGCUUUUGGUACAAGAAUUGAUACCUAUAAACAGGGAGAUAAUUUGUUUAUCAAGUUAGCUAGGCAGAAGUUUACUUUCAACGUGUGGAAUGAUUUGGCCAAGCUCAUUUUGCCAAAAUUUGUCCAAAGGUGGUUUAGGUUGUCGGAUAGGGAGUCGGAUAAACAUAUUGUGGCGGAAAGGCGUCGGAAACCCGGUGCUAAAUAUAAUGAUUUUAUUCAAUUGCUUAUGGAGUCCGAGAUUAGGGACAGGGAUGACGAUGACGGUAGUGCUGGUAAUGACACGGAUAUAAAUGUUCAGCAUAUUAAUAAAGGAACGGAGGAACUGGAUAUCGAUCGGAAGGUAUUCAACAUAAACAUCAAGGAUAAAAAAUUGACCGAGGACGAGAUCAUAGCGCAGGGCUACCUAUUUCUAUUGGGCGGGUAUUUGGCAACGGCUACGACCCUCGCAUUUUCGGCCUACGAGUUGGCCGUCAACCCAGACAUUCAGCGCCGACUUUACGACGAGAUAAACGGUGCCAUCGAUUCAGCCGCCGGUGACAUACCGUACGACGUGUUGACACGACUUCCCUAUUUGGAUGCCUAUGUGUCGGAAAUACUGCGCCGGUAUUCAAUGGUCCAGCCAUUGGCCAGAAUAGCCUCCGCUGACUACAAGUUAGGCGACACCGGGAUCACCAUUAAGGCGGGUCAACAGGUGGAGCUGCCUAAUUUUGCCUUGCACCAUUCGGAGCGGUACUAUCCGGAUCCAUUUAAGUUUGACCCGGAUAGAUUUAUGCCGGAAAAUAGGCACCGGGUUAAUCCGUACGCGUAUAUGCCGUUUGGCGCCGGCCCUCGCAAUUGCAUUGGUAUGCGGUUCGGACUGUUGGUCGUGAAGUUAGGGUUGGCCCGUAUGGUAGGCGCGUAUCGAUUCUACCGGUGCCCGGAAACGGACGUUCCCGUCAACUAUCAGCGCUUUAUUCAUAUGAAUAUUGUUGAGAAACUUAUUAUUGGUUUUGAUAAACGAAAUAGUACA
Messenger RNA from Oppiella nova, 1641 nucleotides. NCBI's taxonomy places the organism in Eukaryota, Metazoa, Arthropoda, Arachnida, Sarcoptiformes, Oppiidae. The record is from the annotation of a GenBank genome assembly.